Molecule: messenger RNA, 3060 nt
Organism: Sander lucioperca (pikeperch)
Lineage: Eukaryota; Metazoa; Chordata; Actinopteri; Perciformes; Percidae
Exons: 10
Coding region: 56-1924 (622 amino acids)
Molecular function (GO): long-chain fatty acid transmembrane transporter activity; long-chain fatty acid-CoA ligase activity
Source: RefSeq, a predicted model, not a curated record
UUUUUCUUUUCUUUUUUUUUUUUUCGCAGGGCAUGUGGCUUUUAAACGAGAAAACAUGAUGGAGAUGUAUUUGAUUUCAGUAUUUUUAGCAAGUAUCCUUAUCAUACCGUUCGGACUCAAAACGUUGUUCCCUUAUGUUUGGAUGGAUAUUCUGUAUUUCGGGGAUCUACUGCGGAUUUUAGUGAAGUUUGUGUCGAGGCGAAGAAGGAGACCUUCCUUCUUUGUUUUGGACCGUUUCUUGGAGCAGACCGCUGCGCAUCCAGACAAGCCGUUCAUUUUGUUUGAAAAUGAAAACUACUCGUACACUGACACAGAUAAAUGGAGCAACAAAACAGCCAACGCGCUUCAGUCUCACCCUGGGUAUAAACCUGGGGACACCGUCGCACUUUUUAUGGGGAACGAACCCGCCUUUCUGUUUACCUGGCUGGCCUUGGCUAAAUUAGGCUCUCCUGUGGCUCUUCUCAACCACAACAUCCGCACCAAGUCUCUGCUGCACUGCUUUAACUGCUGCAAGGCGAACGUGUUGAUUGCAGCCUCAGAGCUAAAGGAAGCAGUGGAGGACGUGCUGCCCUCACUGAUAGAGAAGGGCGUCACCAUCCUCCUGAUGACCAAACACUGUGACACACCUGGGAUUGAGAGCUUCUCUGAUAAAUUGGACAAGGCAUCAGACACCCCGCUCCCUCGAUUCCUCAGAUCACACAUCGCAUACAAAAGUCCUGCAGUGUAUAUUUACACCUCUGGAACUACAGGUCUCCCAAAGGCAGCUGUGGUCAAUCAGAAUCGCCUCUUAACAGCUCUGGCUGCUUUAUCUUCAAACGGUGUAACGUCUAGUGAUGUCAUCUACCUCAACCUGCCUCUGUAUCACACAGCUGGAUUCAUUAUUGGCUUUAUCGGAUCGAUUGAGGCGGGGUCGACUAUCAUUUUGAAGAGGAAGUUCUCUGCCUCUCAGUUUUGGGAUGACUGCAGGAAAUACAAUGUGACUGUUGUGCAGUACAUAGGAGAGGUGAUGCGUUACCUCUGUAGUACACCAAAGACAGAAAAUGAUAAGGACCAUAAAGUAAGGCUGGCCAUUGGCAAUGGUGUCAGAGCAGAGAUAUGGAGAGAGUUUGUCAAUCGCUUUGGGGACAUUCAGAUCCGAGAGUUUUACGCCUCCACCGAGGGAAAUGUGGGAUUUGUCAACUACGCAGGAAAAAUUGGAGCUAUUGGACGAGUUCACUUUUUUCAUCAGAAGCUGUUUCCCUUCACUCUUAUUAAGUACGACACAGAGCGGGAUGAACCGAUUCGAGAUGCUAACGGCCUUUGUGUGGAGUCGCCCAAAGGUGAUACAGGACUGCUGGUGUCGAAGAUCACAGACAUCGCUCCUUUUGUCGGCUACGCCCAGAAUGAAGAUCAAACGGAGCGGAAAAGACUUCGCAAUGUUCUCAAGAAAGGAGAUCUUUACUUCAACAGUGGAGACCUAAUGAGGAUCGAUAAAGACAACUUCAUUUACUUUCAGGAUCGUGUAGGUGACACAUUCAGGUGGAAAGGUGAGAAUGUGGCCACAAAUGAAGUGUCUGACAUCCUGACGAUCAGUGAUUGUCUCAAAGAAGCCAACGUUUAUGGAGUCCAAGUGCCAGGGCAUGAGGGGCGGAUAGGGAUGGCAGCUGUCACUGUGAAGGAAGGUGCCCAGUUUGAUGGAAGUAGAAUAUAUCACCAUGUGGUUAACUACCUGCCUUCAUAUGCCCGACCACGCUUUAUAAGAAUACAGAAUGCCGUAGAGGUGACGGGGACUUUCAAGCAGAUGAAGGUGAAGUUAGUGGAGGAGAGUUUUGAUCCAGGACGUAUCCAGGACCCUCUUUACAUCCUGGAUGAUAAAGAGAAGAGUUACAUACCGCUGAGAUCUCAGGUCUACAGCUCCAUCAUAUCAGGAAACAUCAAACUAUAAGUAGGCUCCUAGGGUUCAUCCCAUUACCGUAUUCCGCAUCUUCGUUUCCCUCACUUGCGUCUCUUCCUCGCGUCUUAGCUUCACCCUCGUAAGAUGCGAGGAUGAGAUGCGAGGACAGAGGAAUCCUCAUUUGGGAAAUGGGACAUGCUCAUUCACUCAAGAGUCACUUUACUUAUGGCGUGUGCACAGCUGUAUCACCUGUCACUGGGCUUAACGCGAAAGAAAUCCUACAUAGACCCUCUACAAUUUAGUUUUAUAUGUUUAUUGAAAUUAAUUGAUCAAUCUCUUUUUAUUCAUGGAUACAUCAAUAAACAAAAUACCUACAGGGAUAGCCUUUGUCUGCCUUAAAUAAUUAGUAUACCCAAUGAUACAUGUUUGUGAAGUAGUGCUUGUCCCGCCAUGGCUUGUUUAAUUUUUGCCAGCUGUGGAGCUGGGGCUGGGGCAUUUAUACACGUGUAGCGAUAUAACAAUUCCGCGCAUAGGCUGCACUCAUGUUCUCACUUCCAUCUCCUCUGGCAGCCUCCUCUCUUCAAAUCCUCAGAGCGCAUUAAGGAAGUCUCAAUUGAUUUCCGGGUCAAGUGAUCGAGGAUAGUGGAGUCGAGGAGGGAUAUUGGGAUGAAGCCUUAGUGUUCAUUAACUGUGCAGGCUUUUCAGUCUGGCUGCAUUGAUACUUUUAAUAAUGAACUUCCAGCUCAGUGACCAAUUUUUUGUUGUUAAUAUUAUAUAAUAAUCAUAUUAUUGUGUGUAGUAAAAUAAUGGGGAGACAUAAACAUAUUUAUUAAAAGCAGUAGAUGGGAAUCAGAAGUGUAGGAUUCAUUUAUAAGGAUUUGUGUCAGGGGCCGGAGUCAGCCUGCAUGCGGGGGAGGGAGUUUGAUAAUAUAAAUGACAUAUUUACUGGCAAGUGAUAAUAUAAAUAGUUGAUCUACAAGCAUGAUGUUUGCUUUCCAGUAUGAGGACUUCUGCUUUUACUUUAUUCAGUCUAAUAAUGGUGUUGAGAAGCAUUGCUGUAUGUAUGGAUAAACAGAUAGUGUAGCUUAAUGACUUUCUCUGUUGGACUUUCUCUUAAAGUUAGUAUGUACUUAACAGAAUGUCUUGCUUAUGGGAAAGACAUGAGUAGCAUGUAAUGGUUUAAAAGU